AUGGAGCAUACUCUGUCCCGGAAAAAUGUGGUGGGCUCGCUGCUCACUGUGCGUCCUGCUGGGGCUGAUGCUCUUCAGGGACAACAGAAAACCACAUUGGAGGUGGGUAUCCUCAGCGAUGACGGCUCUUCAGAAAAGGAACGGGCUCUAGGCCUACUAGAGAGGCGGCGAAAUGAGGCUGUUGCUCGUGAUUUGAACACGUCAAGUACUGCAGUACAGCAGAACCAGGCGAAUGAAGGUGCGAAGGAGAAUGCGAAGGUGGGUGAAGAAGAACCUCAAUGCAGUUACGGAUGCAGAAAAGGCUGGCUUGGCGACGGCUGGUGUGACAGCGCUUGCAAUACGGAGGCUUGUCACUUUGACGAAGGGGACUGUCUAGGAUGGUGUUCGGGAGAUUGCAAGCCUUCCUGGGAAGGUGACGGCUACUGCGAUGCUGCAUGCUAUGUACCCGCAUGCAACUGGGAUCGAGGUGACUGCUUAGGAUGGAGGGACCAGGGUGUGCAGCCAGUAGAUCGCCGAACACUGCAGCAGAAGCUGAAACAGCUACAUCAGCACCGUCUUCAGCUGCCGGAGUGCAAGUGUGAGCGCAGGCUUCUAGUGAACGGUUCGUGUACAGCAGAGUGUAACGUACCUGAGUGUCUUUUCGAUGGCGGCGAAUGCCUUGACAUGUGUAACGCUAAGUGUUCGAAGUCCUGGUUGGGUGACGGAGACUGCGACCGCGAGUGUGACACCGCCGAAUGCGGGUAUGACAAAGGCGAUUGCGACAGCAAGACGAACGCUACUUUGCAAGCGAUACGCAAAGAAAAUGGAAAUGCAGAUGCAUGUGACUCCUCUUGCCGACUUUGGAUGAUUGGCAAUGGUGUCUGUGACAAACAAUGCAAUAAUGCCGCAUGCGGGUAUGACAAAGGAGACUGCGAUAAUAUCACUGCAGUGGUGGAAGUAGAUUACUCCGUAAAGCCCGAAGCGGUGUACCAAUUCUGUGCCAAAGAGUGGAUAGGAGACGGGCACUGCGACGCUAAUUGCUACAACAAGCCGAGCAGAUGGGAUGGAGGUGACUGUGAGGGAACAGAGUUCGAGAAGGAACAGGCGGCCAGGGGCAUCGGCCCUCAGUUUGAUCAGUAA
Eimeria acervulina is the source of this 1119-nucleotide messenger RNA. RefSeq names its product notch (DSL) domain-containing protein, putative. The record is from RefSeq and is a predicted model, not a curated record. The transcript has 3 exons. Lineage: Eukaryota; Apicomplexa; Conoidasida; Eucoccidiorida; Eimeriidae. Gene Ontology annotation, cellular component: Golgi apparatus. The coding region runs from base 1 to 1119 and encodes 372 amino acids.